CAUUAGUAGUCUGCGCAUCUGCCAGGCGCAGCAGGUUAAUUUUGUUUUAAAAAAGGCCCAGUUGUACAAGACGGGCCAGACCAAAGAAGCCAACUGGACUGAUUUCUGAACCACCCAGUUACCCAUCAGCAGAUACCCCUGAUCUGUACUCAUACUCCACUCAAGCCUGGCCCCCAAAAUCCUUAUGUGAGGUGGAGGCCUCGUUUUGUCGGGUUUUUUUUUGGAGCACAUACCCUUUCUGUAUUUCCAUGAUGCUGUCACCGAAUGGGUUCGACUUGCUCUUGCUUUUGGGCUUUGAUUCCAUAAGAUACGACUUUCAUAAUACCUGGGCAAGUGGGGAAUCUGGCAUUGGACCACGACCCUGCCAUCUCUUUCUUUGCAGCAACACGAUACCACCCUGGUCACAGUGCCAGAAUCACGUUUCUUUGCUUUGUUUGCGUCUGUUUCCUUUGUUUUCUGGCAACGUUAUAGACUUGGGGGAAGGCCCCGACGGAACUGUGAUGAUCACUGGUCUUCUCCAUAGCCCGAGGCAACGGGCGAGGACCAUGGAGUUUUCGAGAUUUCUCGCCGAAACCCAAACCAAAAACAGUUAUGGUGGACACCGAUCAGGGUCCGCGAGGAACAGGAAAGGGACAAAAAAUACAGGACAGGUCUCCAGAGACUAUACGUGUGCCACUUCUUUUCUUUCCUGUAGCUGUAUCAUUAGAGAUGUACGGAGCUGCUUACUACUUUUUAAUUGUCAAUUAUUUAAGACGUGUAUGCAUGUCAUGAAGUUUCAGGCAUGUUCGGAGCACCUUUGCAUAUUCCUCGAACAAAAGACAUCGUAUACUACUCCAACCAAACAACACUGGAUAAUCUGGCAUUUGAUGGUUCUUCUAGGACACCGUUUCCUGUGUAUCUACGUAUGCGUACGAAUAUUGUUUCGUAUGACAAGACACCGGCAUGUUAGUUUGGAUCUCUGGUAAAUCCCGUUCCCUAGGUCUUUGCGGGUCUACCGAUGCACGAGCGGAUCGUGGUUACCGUUCAUAUGUUAAGAUCUGAUGCCGUUUUUAGGUGGCGGUGGUGGAGAGGAUGAUGGAGGGAUCCUUUUGGCAAGUUAAUAGGGGAGGUGGCAGCUCCAUUGCCCGGUGCUUCCGCAUAAGUUAAAUUCUUGGGUUACUAUCUGUAACUCUGGUAGACCUAUUCUCGUUCCGUUCGACCUUCCCCUACACUACCUAGCAAGCAGGGUGUGUGUAUAGAAUAGAGCAUAGGCAUGUGUGUAUAUAUAGAGCUUCAAAGGUAAAUAGGCACUCUCAAGAUAGCUACACCGAGAGUCCACGGAGAGAGAAGCCAUGCAUAGGUG
Messenger RNA from Sodiomyces alkalinus F11, 1342 nucleotides. RefSeq lists its product as hypothetical. Bases 249 to 965 code for a protein of 238 amino acids. NCBI's taxonomy places the organism in Eukaryota, Fungi, Ascomycota, Sordariomycetes, Glomerellales, Plectosphaerellaceae. The record is from RefSeq and is a predicted model, not a curated record. The transcript has a single exon.